CCACUCGUCGCUGCACUUCCUGGUAUUUUGCAUCAGUGACACGAUCGAGGCGUUCCAGGAAGAUGCAGACGCGCUGCUGGCUCAUCACCCUCAUCAUCAGCGUCGCUCUCGGACAGCCACAAGUUGCCAGUGACGCUGAUUUAUCUGUGGCCCGAUGGAUUCUGGCGCUCGAAUCUGCGGCUCCGGACUCUAUGCCUGUGUCGGACAGCUCCUCGUCGGAGGAAGAGGAGCCAAUUCCCUCCCUGGAGUCCACCGAGGGCGAAAGCCGGACGCUUGGCGCUGACGAAGACAGCCCAACGGCCAAAGUCUUCAUUCCGGACAUCGGCAAGAUCAAGACCAUCGUGGAGAUUCUCAAGACGGUUGGAGAUGUUGUCGUCCCUGUCAUUCUGGAGGAGGUCGAGAGCGUGGCCGGAAACGUGGCUGGAACGAUUUCUGGAUCAGGAGCCGCUGGAGAAGUCCAAGGACAGCUCCAGGCCGUCAACGUUCCGGAAGACCUCGUGGCAUUCAAGACACGCGGAGUCAUGUUGCUGCAGGGUGCGAAGAAGGAUUUUGGCAACUUUCGUCCGAGAGUUAUUUCAUAAGAGGGAUAAUAAAAGGGUUGCGAGUGAAAACUGAAAUAGA
Phlebotomus argentipes is the source of this 621-nucleotide messenger RNA. RefSeq lists its product as uncharacterized. The record is from RefSeq and is a predicted model, not a curated record. The coding region runs from base 63 to 581 and encodes 172 amino acids. The transcript has 2 exons. Lineage: Eukaryota; Metazoa; Arthropoda; Insecta; Diptera; Psychodidae.